This is a messenger RNA of Symbiodinium natans, 5244 nucleotides long. The record is from the annotation of a GenBank genome assembly. NCBI's taxonomy places the organism in Eukaryota, Dinophyceae, Suessiales, Symbiodiniaceae.
AUGGCCAGGACUACGUUGAACCUCGUGAUUGUAUUUAUUGCAGCUUCCGUCACCCGAGCGCUGAGCAACAGCUGCGAAGAGGUUUGGUUCGAAGAUGCAAAGUUCGACGGGGAGCCGUACACAUGCGGCGAGCGGAUCGUCUUUCUUCAGACGCCUCAGGGAGGACUCCUCACAGAGCAGGAGGCUCGCGUCCAGACGGCGCUGGAGAACGACAUUUGCGCCGAUUGCUGGCCUUGGGAGAAGUACCGCGAGGACGGUGAGACGGAGCGCUCUGCGAAGCGAGGCAUUGCCAUUGAAAACCACAUGCUGACGGCGGAGAUGCUGUCUGGGCUUUCGCACAUCGUCUCGUGGGGCGCCACCUGGGAUUACAAACUCCAAGGUGGACCCAGCCUGGAUGUGUGGAAGGCAGCGGGUAUCGAGUUCUACCCGAUGAUUUGGGGCUCGGGCACCAUUCCAAACGCGCAGGCAGACGGGCUCCCGGAGGGCAGCAAGGCCCUGCUGGGCUUCAACGAGCCCAACUUCCCCGAUCAGGCCAACCUGCAUCCAUACUGGGCAGCCUACUACUGGAAGGACUUCGAAAAGAUCGGCGAAGAGAACAACAUCACUUACCUUGUCGCACCUUCAAUGAAUUACCACUGGUCUUUCGAUCCGAUCGACUGGCUCUACCAAUUCUUUUACCACUGCGCUGACUGCAAGGUUGAUGCGAUCAGCCUCCACGUCUUCAGCUGCUACGCCAAUGGCCUGAAGUACCACUUGGAUCGCUACCGUGUUUUCGGCAAGCCCAUGUGGGUCACGGAAAUUGCCUGCUCCGACACCGCCUCACCGGAGCGGCUAUCUGCAGAGGGCCAGAUGGCGUACAUGAAGGAGGCAAUCCCCCUCCUCGAGGCCGAUGAGGAUGUGGAGAUGUAUGCCUGGUUCAGCUACUUCAAGGACCAGUGGGCCCAUCCGAUCGUGGACGGAGAGAAUGGAGAUGCUGGCCUCAUCCACCCGAACGGCACCCUGACAAACCUGGGGAAGUUGUUCAGCUCCUUCGCUUCCGGCUCGAACUUGACGGAGAUCAACAUCACGAUCCCCGAGUGGAGGAAUGAGACGAACGAGAGCUCCACCACUACAACCGGGAGUGAGACCCUCACAACAACCAAGUCAGCAACCGCGACUGUGUCCGAGACUGCCACAUCUUCGACCACAGGAUCAGCGACCUGGUCAAGUACGGGGUCCACAACCAUGACCAGCUCUGCCACCAGCACGCGGACCACCACUCAGACCAUUUCCUCCACGACCACCCAGACAGACACAAGCACAACACUCACAACCACGGGCAGUGCCACCAGCAGCACAACGCAAAGCUCAACUGCCACAUCGAUCACCCUCACAAGCAGCACAAAAACUUGGUCAGGCGUUACAUCGUCAACCACGACGGUGACGGCCACAGAGACCUCUGCAACCAUCACUGUCAGCACCACGUUCAGCGCGACAGAGACUUCAGUCACGGGCACGGAGACAGCUACCAGCACCUUCAGCACCACGCUCACUGCGACCAGCCCACCCGAAGUGACCACCACUGCGACCGCCACCGAGCCGCUGGCUUUGGCGAGCACGGUCACGGGCACAGCUACCACCACUCUCAGCAGCACCUACUGGGCGAUGCCAGCGAUGACCAAGACGCAAACUGCCACAAGGACCUUGACGACCACGUUGACGACCCCGUCGACCAGCGCUACACAGACCACCACACUCGCCCCCGUCACGACCGUGGGCCCUGCGACGGCCACACAGACGCUGAGUGCCACGGCCCUCUCAGGCACAGAGACCUGGACGGCCACCAGUACUUCGGACAGCAUUGACAGCGCCAACACCACCACCGAGCGGGCCUACACAAACUACACGAGCUCGCGCCACCUCACCGGCACUGCCCCGAGCACCACCAUGACUCAGGGCGGCGAGUCCACAACAUACUCUCUGGACGAAGAGGAGGAGGAGAAUUCCACCAAUGGCACCGAACUCACCUGCGGGGAAGCGGUGGAAGCUUGGUGUCAGUCCGACCCAGAGGCUGCACCCUUCAUUCCACUGCGACACUGCUCGGAUUGGCGUCUGCACGAUGCCAUGUGCACUUCGCCGGUGGGCGGCCAGGGCGGGACUUCGUUCAAAGCCAGUUCCACGAUCGAAGAAGGUUCGCCGCUGUCGGUGGCCUUCUUGAUCAUGGCCGUGCUUGGUGCUGCCAUGGCAUCCGCAGCGAUCACCUCGGCGUUCCACAGGCAACGCUGCCAAUGGCUUCGCUAUCUCUGCUUGGGCUUGUGCUGCCAUCGGCCGCGGGAGGAAGAGGAGGAGCAGGAGGACCUGAAGCGUGCCGUCUCCGAGAAAGACUGGCCCGGCCGCUGCUUGAACGUCAUGGGCAAUGCCCGGGUGGCUCCAGCCCCUUCGGGUGUGCUCCUUCCCGUGGAGGCAGUGGCACGGCGCGUGGCUUCGUCGCCCAUGGCCGGCAAUGGCCACGUCGUUGGGACCCUCAGCAACAAAGCCAACCUUUCCGAGGUGGCGGUUGGCACCCCUGUUGGUACCACGCCUGCCUCUCGGGCAGCUGCACUCAACACGCUGCAGGAGGCUAUGGCCAAGGCCACGGAAGAAGACGCCACGUGGGACGAGAAGCAAGCCGCCCUCGAUCAGGUCGGCCGUCUCCUUGCCGGCGGCGCCAUCGCGAACCUGCCGAUGGCGUUGCGACAGGAAGCGGAAGCCUGGCAAUCCCGGCAAGAUGAGAGGCUGCGCCUUGCACGGUCCUUGGAGGCUGCGGCCGAGAAAGCGGCUGCCCUGGAGGACGGUGCUCGCGAGGCGAUGGGUCAGGAUGGUGCUGCGGACGACCAGAGCUCACUGCGAGAGUUGAUGGCCCGUGCUAAGCUCUCUGUGGACGCUGGCGACAGGGAGGCCUUGUUAGCGGAAGCAGCUCGCCGAGCCAGCGCCUUCCAAGAAGAGUUGGAUGCUCAAAGGCUGCGCUUGAAGGCCCGCCGCCGCAAUCAGUCCGACGGAGCGUCGCUGCUAGCCACCGGGGCGCUGCUUGAGGAGCGCGACAGCUUGUCAGAGCUCAAGGACAAGGUCGCCGCAGAGUUCGCCGCCCUGCCGGGGCUACGGGAGGAUGGCGCCGGCGACGAAGCCUGGGAUUUGGCGUGUGAUGCUUUGGAGGAUGCCUGGAAGCAGCUCUCCGCAGAUGUGCAGUCUGCCGCGCAGGACACUCAGGAAGAGUUGGCCGAGACGGUGGUCGGAAGCAAGGUCGCCAAGUCCCUUGAAGACGCGGAUGCCGAACGCCGGGCUGCGCUGGCGGAGGCGGCGCGCCGGGCUGCAGCCUUCGACGAGGAGCUCCAGAAGCAGCGGCAGAAGCUACAGAAAAGGGCCAAGGCCAAGGGCAGCUCGGCACCUGCUCUGGAGCUGGGAAGGCUUCUGGAGGACCGAGAGGCGUUCCAGGCCCUCGAGGCAGAGAGAGUUGCUGCCCUGGAGGAAUGCCAGAAGUUCUUGGCCGAGGAGGGCCAAAAACUAGGCGACAGCGAGGCCAACGAUUGGACUCAGCUGGUCGAGGCCCUGGAUGCUGCCAAAACAGAUCUGGACGAGUUGGCCCAGGAGACGAGCGCCGAGGCGCUGCCGGGCUCCAGCACCUGGGCGGACAUCGCCGCCAAGCUCAAGACGGGCAAGCUCGAGGUUGACAGUCAAGAGCACCUGGCCAUGCUCGCCGAGGCGUCUCGACGUGCUGCGGCCUUUGACGAGGAGCUGCAAAAGCAGCGGUCGCAGAUGAAGAAGCGCCGCAAGGCACUUCAGAAGGGUGUGACCCCAGACCAGGUGGACCCUCUCGAGGCCUGCCGGUCGCUGGCAGACGAGCAGACACUGAAGAAGCUGGCCAAGGAGCAGGCGGAAGCGUGCGCGCAGUGCGAGGCUUUAGCCGCAUCUGCCGAGGGCGAUGCGAAAGAGGCCUGGACCGAGUUGGGCGCUGCCUGGGCAGCGAUGUCGAAAGACAUGGCCAAGGCUGAGAAGGAAGCCAGGGAAUCGGCGAAAGUCGUGACCGGCGAAGCUGGUAGUGGUCUUGGCGAGGCCCUUGGGCUCGUGGAUGAGGCCACAGGAGGCGACAUGGCCGGAGGCAGCGCCAGGACAAUGGAGCGGCGCACGAGCGCCCUGGCGGCUCUGGCACUCCUCGUGGCCUCGACCGAUGUGCACACCCGGAACCUGCGAUCCGGUGCACAUGUGCAGCUCGGAGAGGUAAGGGCCCACAACCCUUUCAUCGACGACCUGGAGCCUGUGGCGCCACUGGAUGCUGUGGCGGCGCCUGGGGCCAUUGCAGCUGCGGGCAUCCCUCGUCAGGGAGGGGCUCGGAGGCCUGCGCUGUUCGUGCCUCCGUACUUGUACCCGGACGCCUUCCCCGCAUCUGCCAAGGAUGUUUGCCACUGUGACGCGCCCAAGGAGGAGAAGCUGACGAAGGAGGAGGAACUCUGGGCAGCCGAAGUGGCGAAACAGCUGAACCUUCCCCUGUCUCAGGUCAUGCACCCUUCGGACUUCAAGGGCGUGGCACAUUGCGACUGUGGCAGUGCGGAGCAAGCAAAAGGCCGUGUCUUCCGGUAUGUCAAGGCCCAGGCCGCCAACAACUCCAGCUUCACCGUGGAAGGCGCGGACCCCACGUUUCCGCACGGAAGCUACUGGGAGCCCGAGGUGGUGGGCUCUUCCGGCCUUAUGGCCCCGGCAGACCAGCUCCGUCCCGAGGACCUUCCUCCUCAGGCACCUUACGACGAGGUGGACCUCGCUAUCAACUUGGCGAAGCACGAUCGGAUUCCCAAGAAGAUUGCGCGAUACCUGGACCAGGUGGAGAGCAGGAGCAGCAGCUGCGAUGAUGCGACCCAACCAUGCCCCACAGAUUGCGCGGCUGGCGAUGCCGUUUCCUUCGAGUUGGGCAAUGCACGCCGUGCAGCCACAGUGCUGGCCACGGCAGCGGGCAACGCGCUGGAGAUCGAGUUCGCCACGGGCCUGGCGGAGGGCGACGUUUGCGAAGCGGAGGCGGGCUGCUCCCUCUUCCGGGUCUGCGCUCCAAAGCCUGGGCUCGGCGCGCAAGCCCCGCGGCAGUGCGUAGCGCAGGACUCCGACGAGCGCUUGUCCUGGCAGGGUCAUGUCGAGAGGCACUUUCAGUGUCCUGAGAACACGGCGGGGUGCAAGCGCGUGCGCCAGGUCGUGCAGGGCCUUUACCUCCGAAAGGAGGGGAAGCCAUGCAGGGCCAGGUAG